GUAGGGACCGGAAACACCCGGCGCUGUUCUCGCCGUCGUUCCGCAGCUACCUCUGCUGUUCGGAGAAUCCGUCAUGUCGCUUGGCUUCACAGAUGAAGAGUUCCAGGGAGCGUGGAAGGAACUGGACGAGCCGCAGCUGGACGGAGGAUGGGAGCUUUUCACCGAGACCAUGGGGGUCAAGAUCUACCGCCUCUAUGACAAGGAAACGAAACUUUACGAGUACAAAGUCUUUGGCGUGCUCGCCAUCUGCAGCCCAGAGCUGUGCGCAGACGUCUACAUGGACCUGGCCUAUCGGAAACAUUGGGAUGGAUAUGUGAAAGAGCUCUGUGAGAAGAACUUUGAAGGACAAACGGCAAUCUACUGGGAAGUCAAAUACCCGUUUCCUCUGUCAAACAGAGACUAUGUUUACAUAAGGGAGAGGAGAGACCUGGACGUGGACGGCAGGAAGAUCUGGGUGAUCCUGGCCAGAAGCUCAGCGGAGACGGCGUGCGCGGAGAAGAGCGGUGUGCUGCGGGUCAAAGACUACAAGCAGAGCGUCGCGCUGGAGAGCGACGGAGCUGGGGGAACCAAACUUUUCAUGAAUUACUUCGACAACCCUGGUGGUAUGAUCCCGACCUGGCUGGUGAACUGGGCCGCUAAGAACGGCGUUCCGGGUUUCCUCAAAGACAUGCAGAAUGCCUGCAGCAAUUACAGCUGCUACUGCCAGAAGAAAUAAAAGCAGCAGCAGCAGCAGCAGAUGAUUGUACUCACCCUCACAAUCAAGGGCUUUGAUCCUUUUUUUUAUUAUUAUUAUUGUUUUAGUUUUGGGAGAUGUGUUUGAUUGUUUGACUCUUCUGUGCGUGGUGUGGGCUGCUACUUUGACUCAGGCAUGUUUUUUGCAUGACACCAGAGAUCCUCGUCAAUCAUUUUUGAUCAUAAUCAACACUUUUGUUCGCUGUAAAUUUCCGAAAACCAGCCUUGCAAGACCAGGGCUGCCGACCCUGGAGUCCUCAGAAUCAUGCAAAAGACGGCACUAAACACAAACCUUAGCCAGGUACCGGCUAUAAGAUCAAGGUGGCAAUAUUAUAUUUUCUGCACCUUCUCGCACACGUUUUAUGUUUUUUUGCAAAAAAUUAGCUCACAUUCAAUCGUUGCA
This is a messenger RNA of Solea senegalensis (Senegalese sole), 1135 nucleotides long. RefSeq names its product phosphatidylcholine transfer protein. Gene Ontology annotation, molecular function: phosphatidylcholine binding; phosphatidylcholine intramembrane carrier activity. The transcript has 6 exons. The record is from RefSeq and is a predicted model, not a curated record. NCBI's taxonomy places the organism in Eukaryota, Metazoa, Chordata, Actinopteri, Pleuronectiformes, Soleidae. Bases 74 to 715 code for a protein of 213 amino acids.